This is a messenger RNA of Dromiciops gliroides (monito del monte), 4616 nucleotides long. RefSeq names its product SHC adaptor protein 4 (gene SHC4). Lineage: Eukaryota; Metazoa; Chordata; Mammalia; Microbiotheria; Microbiotheriidae. Bases 227 to 2104 code for a protein of 625 amino acids. The transcript has 13 exons. The record is from RefSeq and is a predicted model, not a curated record. Gene Ontology annotation, cellular component: plasma membrane. Gene Ontology annotation, biological process: intracellular signal transduction; cell surface receptor protein tyrosine kinase signaling pathway. Gene Ontology annotation, molecular function: receptor tyrosine kinase binding.
UAUUAGCUUGCACACAGGGAGAAAUUCAUUCAGGAAAGUUCAUUCAUAAAAAUUGCAACACUCUCCAUAUCAUUUUUAAUAUCUCAGCGUUCCACUGUGAGCUGGAUCCUGAAGGAAGAUAAGUACAAGACCGAGGGAGGUGAAGCAGCAGUCUCCUGAACGCUGAUGAGUCUGUACGGGGAAGCCAAUUUAUGCAACAGUAUCCUGUUUCAGCCCUGCCAAGGCUAUGAGAGGACGCAGUCCGGAGAACCUCAGUGGACGCGUACUGUAUGUAGGACUCUUUGGACACCCCGGGAUGCUGCACAGGGCCAAGUAUAGCCGUUUUCGGAAUGAGCCCAUCACUUCCUUAGACGAAGGAUCUUCUGGAGGUUCAGUCAAUGUCAAAGGUGUACCUCAGACUUCUCCUUCUUCUCCCCUGCCAGUUCACCUGCCUGGGGAAGAUGUCACCUUGGCGGCUCAGGAUAACCCCACCCCACUGUGCACUUUGAUGCCCCGAAUGGCAAGCCUCAGACUGGCCAAUCCAGCAAACCUACUGGGACUGAAAAACUUUUGCCUGGGGACCAGAGAGGUGCCCAAGCUCAAACUCUUGGAGAGCCGGGGGGCAGCUCCAAGCAGCCCAACUUCGCCAGAAGCCAGCAUCUCCCGGGCCACAUCUGCUGCAUCUCCCCAGCUGGAUGUGGAGACUGAGGAUAACUGCAUCCUGCCCACCUCUGAGGCACCACCUUCUCUGGGCAAUCAGGAUGGGUCCUCUCGCCAGCACCUUUUGGGAACAGGCAUGAACUACUGUGUAAGGUACAUAGGCUGUGUUGAAGUGCUGCAGUCGAUGAGAUCCUUGGAUUUUGGCACGAGAACCCAAGUGACAAGGGAAGCAAUAAGUCGCCUGUGUGAAGCUGUUCCAGGGGAAAAUGGACCUAUUAAAAGACGCAAGCCUCCAGUUAAGUUUUUAUCUUCUGUACUUGGCAGAAGUAACCUUCAGUUUUCUGGAAUUAAUAUAAAACUGACCGUCUCAACAUGUAGCCUUACUUUGAUGAACAUUGAUACCCAGCAGAUUAUUGCAAAUCAUCAUAUGCAGUCCAUUUCUUUUGCUUCUGGAGGUGAUCCUGAUACCACAGACUAUGUUGCCUACGUAGCUAAAGAUCCAGUUAAUCAAAGAGCCUGCCACAUAUUGGAAUGUCCCAGUGGAAUGGCUCAAGAUGUCAUAAAUACCAUAGGGCAGGCUUUUGAACUCCGAUUUAAAGAGUAUUUGAAAAAUCCUUCUUCUUUGAAUAUUCCCGGUGAAAGGGAGGAGGUAAAUAUUGAGGACAAUACAGAAGAAAAAGAAGAACAUGAGUAUUACAAUGAAAUUCCGGGGAAGCAGCCACCUGCUGGUGGUGUUUUAGAUGCCCGGAUGAAAGUUCAGACCACAGAGCAAAGAACUUACUGCCCAAUACAAUGUGAAAAGCUAUGCUGUUCGCCCCGGAACCCCAAAUGCAGCAGUGUAUAUGAAAACUGCUUAGAACCCAGCAAGGCAAUAGGCAGUAUCAGUGAAAGAGUUGUGAAGACCCAAAGGGAUCCAGCAUUAAUGAAGCACAAGUGCAGGGUGGAUCUCUUCGAUGAUCCCUGCUACAUCAACACUCAGGCUUUUCAGACAGCAGUCUGCCCUUCUGGAAAUCAAGACCCUGCUCAAGUACUUGGGAGCCCGUUACACUGCGCAAAAGUACCAGAAACAGUUCAACCAAGUGCCACAAGCAGGACGGCCGGCCUGUAUGCUCUGCCCCAAAUUAAACGACAAUUGAGGAAUGAAGACUGUUACCAUGGAAAACUAAGCCGGAAAGCAGCAGAAAGCCUCUUAAUAAAGGAUGGGGAUUUUUUGGUUCGAGAAAGUGCAACAUCACCUGGUCAAUACGUGUUGAGCGGCUUACAAGGAGGUCAGGCAAAACACCUUCUGCUGGUGGACCCUGAAGGCAAGGUGAGGACCAAAGAUCAUAUAUUUGACAAUGUAGGUCACCUCAUUCGCUACCACAUGGAGAAUAGUUUGCCAAUCAUCUCUUCUGGAAGUGAAGUAAGUCUUAGACAGCCAGUAAGAAAAGAGAAUCAAAAAGGCCAUUUGCAACCCUACAAAUGACAGCACUGGAACUCCAUGACCCUGAAAUGCAAAGGAAUGCCAACCUAUGAUAGGAAGAUGGAUUAAAUAAUCUCAAACUUUUUUUCUAAAUAGAAGAGAGCCCUGUCAACCACACCUUCCAAAAGUCAGUAUGGAAGAGGUGUCCUUCUUUGAAGAAUAAAGCUUAACCUUGAGAAAAUGAAAAAAAAAAUCAGGAGAGAAGACAAUCUGCCUAUUUGGGAAAGGAAAUUAAAGCAUGCACAAAUGUCACUUUCAAGGUCACACUGCAUGGAUAACAAGCUGAAAGCACAGUUAAACCACCACAUAACUUGAAUGAACUGCCGAGAGAGUUGUAUGUGCCUUUUGACUUGAGAUAAUUGGGACAUUUUCAUUUUGUUGGAGAGGUUUUAAGUGUUUUUUGCAUUCUAUUCAUUAAGAACAUCUUGCACAACACAAACAUUUGUCUUGUUAAGAAAAAAAAAACACAAAAGAAUGCCAUUUGCUUAAUAGUUACCGACUUUAAUUUCCUUCUUUCUUUCUUCCUUCCUUCCUUUCUUUCUUUCUUUCUUUCUUGCUUUUAGCUGCACUUUAAAAAGCAACAUUUAAAAUUAAUAGAUACUUCUAACACAGGACUGUGUCCACAUAAGUGAGGGACAGGGGUCGGUUUUUUCCCAUUUGUUGUUAGGUUUAAGGCCAACACUAUGCUCUGUAGAAUCAAUAUUUCCAGAUCUUUGUUGUGCAGUCUUAUAGUUGAAACAAAUGGUGGGAAAUUGGACUGACCAAAUCUGUCCAACUUAUCAGAUUUAAGCAGAUUCCUCAAAAUGUUGCCUAAAUACUUCUACAAAAUCAGAAAUAUUUUUGGAAGGAAGUGGCCUCUCUCUUCAUACCUAGCAUGGGUUUACAAGAUGGCAAACAAAUUUUUUUUGUAUGGUACAAACCAAUCUGCAUGGACGUGGAAGCCAGCAUCUCAACAUCUGUUUCUACUUUUUUUGGGGAAACUAUUGCUUCCAGCUUUGUUUCAGGACAUUUAUUUGAAGUGUAAGACAGAGUGUGGGGUGGGGAGGAGCCCCAUGAUUGGCUGUCAGUGAGCCUUGCAUUGUUAUUGUUGGGGUUUUGGGUCUGGACCUGUUAUUUUAUUGGCAUAUAGAACUCCUAAUAUGGAAACUCCCUGAACCAACGCAGACAAAUAACUCAUCUGUCGCUUACAGUUUUUGAGAGUUGCCUGGCACACUGAGCAGUUAAGUGAUUUGCUCAUGGUCACACAGCUAGUAUGUGCCAGGGUAGGGCUUGAACCAAGGUCUUCCUAAGUCCAAGGUUGGCCCUCCAUCCACUAUGUCCCACUGACUCUUUGCAGCAAAUCACAUUAUCCACCUUUUCCAGUUCAGAGUAAACAAAUAGAGAAGGUGAAAAAUGUUUAAAACCAAAUACUUGGAAAAGGUUGACCUUUCCAUAGGCUAUAGUGGAAAGCUCACUGACCUGAGAGGCAAGAGAUCUGAACUGUAGUCCCAGCCCUGCCACUGAAUAACACUGCAUAUAAGCAAAUUUCUGAUCCUCCCCGUACCCUUGUUUACCAAUUUUUUAAAAUGAGGGGUUGGGGGUUGGACUAGAGUUCUAAAGUCCCUUCCAGCUCUAAAAGUCUAUGAUUCUAUGCAUAGCAUUUUUUUUUAAAUAAUUCGAAUCAGAAUUGACAACAGAUCUGGAUAAUUCAGUCUAUAAGUAUUCUUUCCCCUCCUCAAUCCACUGUGUUUGCCCCCAUACAGUGAAAGAGAAUUGAGAAAAUCUUUUAGAUAAUUUAAGAUGAAACCAUUGCCUGAAGAAUGAAGAUAAUUAUGGCAAGAGCAGAUUAUCUUUCUUGAAUUAUCAGAUGAUUAUCUCAGUUCUUUAGUUUUCAGGUUUGUAAUUCUGUAACAAAUUGCUUUAUUCUGAGUAGCUGCCUUAACCUCACUGCAUUUGGACUGUGUAGAUGCAGCUUUGCAAUUGUGAAAUAUUUAUUUACUAAGGUUUAAACAAAUACUAAGAGUAAAUAAAAAAGAGUAAAUGGGGAAUCAUUUUGGGUUUUUUGCAUAGAAAUGUUCAGAGAUGAAGCAUGUUAGUUUCUAUGUUUUUUUUAAUGUCCUGCAUAUAAUUUUUACUACAACUGCCAAUGACUCUUUGGGUAUGCUUGUUUUCUUUUUACAAGUAGGUAAUGUUUUAAACUCAAUUUUGCAUAUGAUCAAUUCUUAAUUAUCUGUGCCAAUGAAGGGGAGUGUGAGUAUGAAUAAUGGAAAAUCAUGAACAAUCCAGCUACUUUGAGCGAGACUGCCUCUAGUUUCCUGGUUAAGGGUAAUGGGGAUUUGGUAGCUGGGCAGCAGAGAGCAGCUCCCAAUACAAAGAGAUAUAAAUAAUCUGUAGUUGACUGUAAUGUGACUCGAGCUGAUAGAUUUGCUAAGUGAGCAAGUAAUACAUUGAGAAAAAUUCACAUUAAAAAGAUUUGAUGCAUUGCUGUACAUUUUAAUCUAUAUUCCCUUCCUGUCUCCUUUGCCUUGAACUGGCU